This is a messenger RNA of Penicillium robsamsonii, 2778 nucleotides long. RefSeq lists its product as uncharacterized. NCBI's taxonomy places the organism in Eukaryota, Fungi, Ascomycota, Eurotiomycetes, Eurotiales, Aspergillaceae. Gene Ontology annotation, molecular function: triacylglycerol lipase activity. The coding region runs from base 1 to 2778 and encodes 925 amino acids. The transcript has a single exon. The record is from RefSeq and is a predicted model, not a curated record.
AUGGCCUCAAUCCCCGACCGACGAUAUUCCUCACGUCUGGCCGAACCUGCUACGGCCUCAACACAUCAGAACACAUUGGACUCGGAGACAUCCUCGAAUCUAGUCUCGGACUCCCCCUCCCACUAUUCAUCCUUCUCCAGCUCCGAUAGCGACGAACCACUUCCACAUGCAGUCGAGGUUACUGAUGAAGAUGACGCCGGUGACAUGGUGGGGGUGAGCAUCGGGCGCGAGCAGAGCCGCAUGAAGGCCCGAGCAACCCCCCUGGAAGAGAAGAAUCGGGUGUUGGAACACCAGGGGACAUAUUUUACGAUACCGGAUACUGUAGGCGAGGAUGGUCUCUUUGCAUCGGAGAUCACGACCGAGCCAGAGUCGGUGCCAGAAGUUGAAACAGCCCCAACACCAGCGCCAGCGCCAGCGCCAGCACCGCGUGAACGAAGCUUCGGACAUAAGCCUCGGGCGUCAUACCCCUCCCACUAUAAUCAACCUGAACCGGGCCACCUUGCCCAUGGCCCUCGCAGCGAUCUUUUUGCCUCGGGUACUGAAAAGACCGGGUUGAAAGAUACAGCCGUAAGCCAGCGGUCUGGCUUUGUCGGGGCCUUAUUGAAGAACACAUUGCCUCGCCGACAACGCAGCUGGUCCGGCGAGCUCAAGAAAUUCCUACCUGACCUGACCUCUUUGAAAAAACGGCCCUCUCUCGCGUUCCGGGCCCCCAAUGGCCAGAACCGAAUCCGCAGCCAGACGGUAGCACCCGCAGUCAAGAAGAACUCGGGAGUACGAAAGAGAACUUCGUCGCUGGGCGGGCGCCCGCUGCCGUUGCGUCUUGCCCCAAGCGGCUCUAGCAUCGACGAUGACGGAGAAGCUGCUGAGCCGAUACCUGAGCUGCGCUCACCGGAUGGAACCUCGGCCGCGAAACAUUCCUUCGCGCGUAGGCCUAGUUCAGUGAUGCCCGGUCGACCCCCAAGUCUGCGGAGGUCCUCGUCGGAUCAAUCGCUGUAUCUACGGGCGUCGUCUACAGCAUCCUCCCUAGAGCAGCGACCAUUAUACGAGAAUGUACACACUCAGGUAAACAGCCGGUUCAAGGCAAUCAAGGAUAGUCUCCAAGACUCGAGUAGCAGGCUGCUCAGUAUGCCCAAUCUCCAUCUGCAGGAUAUCCGCACUGAUUGGGGCUCUCGUCCAUUCCUGCCAGACCUUGGAAACGGUCCAUCAAAUAACAACGGUGUCAGCACUGCCAAAAAGGAACAACCACCGCGGGCUGUAACCCCGCCGCCGCCAACUCCGCGGACCAAUCCUAACCCAACACAUCCAAUCUUGGAAGAAGCAAUGGCAGAGCUCACGGGCGAUGUCGUGAUUCUAGGAGGCUACCGAGGAUCAAUCCUGCGGUCAGCUAAGCCACCCCACCGUCAACUUUGGGUGCCGAUGAAGGUCGGCCUGAAUCUGCGGAAAGUGGACUUGGAGGUGGGUCUGAACCCAGAGGACGAAGAACGCAUGGAAGAAACCAUCAUUCCAUCUGGGGUUCUCUCCCACGUUGGCCCAGUGGACGUCUGUCGGCGAUUGAUGAAGCGCUUGCGCAAGAGCGAAAAUGCCCAGCGUGGCGAAAUGCGUGUCCAUGACUACGGAUACGACUGGCGUCUAAGUCCCGAGCUGCUCUCACGCAGGCUCAUCUCCUUCCUAGAAAGUCUGCCAUGCAACCAGGAGCCCGCACCGGGUGAUCCCCGACGCGGCGCUACAGUCAUCGCACACAGUCUGGGCGGUCUCAUAACCCGACACGCCGUUAACGAACGACCAGAUCUCUUCGCCGGAGUCGUGUACGCAGGCGUACCACAGCACUGCGUGAACAUCCUCGGACCACUUCGCAGCGGCGACGACGUCCUCCUCAGCUCGCGCGUUCUAACAGCACAAGUAAACUUCACCUUCCGCACGAGCUUCGCACUCCUCCCAGAAGACGGCCACUGCUUUAUCGACAAGCAAAGCAAAAAAGAAUUCCGCAUCGACUUUUUCGACGCCAAAACCUGGGAGGAGCAUCGUCUCUCCCCUUGCAUGGGCCCCGCUCUUCCCGCCCCGCCAACAACUACAAACAGCAAUAUCCUCAACUUCAAAGACAUCCCCCUCCUCGGCAAGCGCUUCUCAAUGGGUCCGCGCGAUGACUCCGACGAAUUCCUCACCCAAGACCUACACAACGUCCCCGUCUCUGCAGUAGACAAAGACAUCCAAGCCCGUAACGCAAACUCACCACACAACCCAUCUUCCUACGCCGCAUACGCAGCCGAGAAAGCCCAAAACCCAGCGGACGGUUUAGUCGGACCAGGCGCACACCCACGCGGCAGCGCUGCAACCUCCAAAAUAGCCACGGCGAGCACCAUCCCGCUCCCUGUAGCGAGGGAGUACCUACAGCGCACCCUGGCAGACACUAAGAGGUUCAAGGAGAACCUGUGGUUCCGACCUGAGCUCCAUUCCGAGAACAGAUACCCGCCUGCGGCGGUGCUGUACGGGAAGACGUUGCCUACUGUAUACGGGGCGCGGGUUGUAUCGCGUGAGAGUAUUAAGCAGGUUGAUGCGUAUGAUGAUCUUGCUUUCGCGGCUGGCGAUGGAGUUUGUCUUGCUUCGGCUGCUAUGCUGCCGCCUGGGUAUAGGAUUAUUAAGGGUGGGUUGGUGAAGAGUGAUCGGGGACAUGUUUCGUUGCUUGGGGAUCUUGAGGGGGUUGGGCAGUGUCUUAGGGCUGUUCAGAGGGGGAGGAAGGAGGGGGUUGGAUUGGGGGAGAAGGAAUUAUUAAGGAUUUGA